Messenger RNA from Rhizophagus irregularis DAOM 181602=DAOM 197198, 2175 nucleotides. NCBI's taxonomy places the organism in Eukaryota, Fungi, Glomeromycota, Glomeromycetes, Glomerales, Glomeraceae. The record is from RefSeq and is a predicted model, not a curated record.
CGGGCUUUUUUUGCUCAAAAAAAAAAAAAAUAACUGAAAUAAACUCCACUACUAGAUAAAAUGACUUCGGUAAAAGAAUGGGUUGAGGAAAAGAUAAAAAAUAAAUAUAUCCAAUAUUUUGAAUAUGAUGAAUUUAGUCAAAUCGUUGAAAUUGAUAGAGGAGGUUUCGGUAAAGUGAGUAAAGCAAAUUUGGCUAAUACGGGAUUGGUCGCAUUAAAAAUUAUUUUUAGUAAAAAUUCAAAUAUUGGAGAAUAUGAACUUAUUAAGGCUAAUUAUGAGCUUGUCAAGGAGUUAGAACUCCUUCGCGAGAUCGAUUAUCGUCAAAACAUCAAUCGUAUUCUGGGAAUAACAAAAGAUUCUGAGUAUUAUAUAUUGGUGUUGGAAUAUGCCAAUGAAGGAAAUUUAAGAGAUUAUUUGAAAAAAAAAUUUACUUCCUUGAAAUGGAAUGAUAAAAUUCAAAUGGCAUUGGAUAUUACUAAUGGAUUGAAAUUUUUACAUUCCAAAGAUAUUAUCCAUAGAGACUUGCACUCACACAACAUAUUAGUGAAUAAUGGAAAAUUAUUAAUUGCAGACUUUGGAUCAUUUAAAAAGUUGACAGAAGUCACGACCAGUAAAAACUGGAUGGUAGAAUAUAUUGAUCCACAACGUUUUAGGCAUGUCGACUAUAAAAUAAAUAUAAAGUCCGAUAUCUAUAGUUUAGGUGUUUUAUUAUGGGAAAUUUCAAGUGGACGUCCUCCUUUUUCUAACUGUUCGCAAGACACACGAAAUAAACUUUAUCAUCUCAUUAAAGAUGGUCAUAGAGAAGAAUCAAUCAAGGGUACACCUCUAAAGUAUCAAAGACUUUAUCAUGAAUGUUGGGAUGGCGAACCAAAAUCAAGACCCGAUAUCGAAGAAGUACAUGAAAUUUUAUGUCAAUUAAAUACAGAAAAGCUCGGACCGGAAAAAAAUUGGUAUACGGACUGGUUAGAAAAAUCAAUUGCCGAAGAAUUUAUCACAUAUUACGAAUAUUCGGAAUUUAAAAAUCCACAAACAAUAGGGAAAGGUUCAUUUGGAAAUGUCACUCGUGCUAAUUGGAAAAAUACUGAUAAAUAUUUUGCAUUGAAAAGUUUCAAUGAUGAUAAAACAACACUAAAGGAAAUCAUUAAUGAGAUAAAAUUGCAAAAGAAAGUUGAUUUUCAUGAAAAUAUUUUACGAUUCUAUGGGAUCACAAUAACAAAAAAAGCUGAAUACGCAUUGGUUUUGGAAUAUGCUGAUAGUGGUACACUAAAGACUUAUUUACAGCAUCACUUUAAUGAACUUGGAUGGGAUGAUAAAUACCAGUUUGCAUUGCAACUAGCAAGUGCGGUAGCGUGUAUACAUGAAUGUGAUAUUAUUCAUUGUGAUUUGCAUGCUGACAAUGUAUUUGUACAUGAGAAAAAGUUAAAACUGGCAGACUUUGGUUUAUCAAGGAAAAUUGCAGCAUCAAGUAAUCUAAAAGUAUUUGGAGUGAUACCUUAUAUCGAUCCAAAAAGGUUAAGCGAUCAGCAAAAUUAUAAAUUAAAUAAGAAGUCUGAUGUAUAUAGUGUUGGUGUUCUAAUGUGGCAAAUUUCAAGUGGAUAUCAUCCAUAUCCAUCAUAUGAUAAUAAUUAUGACGUAAGUUUAGCCAUAUCAAUAAUAAAUGGAAGAAGAGAAGAAGUUAUUGAGGGGACCCCUGCUGAAUAUAGUAAAUUAUAUACAAAAUGUUGGAAAUAUGAACCAGAUGAACGUCCAAAUAUGCAAGAUGUCGUUUUAAUUCUUAAAGCCUUAAUCUCUCCUGAACAAAAUGAUACAAAAUUUGAUGACAUUUAUAAAGAAGAAAAUAUCUUAUUAGAAAAAUAUAAAUCAAGCUCAAAAUCGAGUGAAGGAAUAGAAGAUAUAAAUAAGAGUUUAUCAGUAGGUUCAGUGGAUUUUGCCACAUUAAAUAAUAUAGAAUCUGGAAGCAAUUCAAGUAUGCAAUAUCAAGUAUCUGUUGCUCGAUCGAAUUUUUUUGAAAAAAAAAGUAGUUAUAAAUUAUAUUAAUUUAAUUUACAGAAGAAUGCUGGGAUGGCGAAUCAAAAUCAAGAUCUGAUGUUGAAGUAGUACAUGAAAUUUCAAGUCGAUUAAAUAUUGAGGAUUCACAAUCUUCACAAUUUAAUUUACCAAAUAUUGAUAACAAUG